ACGGCUGCUAGCUUCUGUAUCAGAUCGGGUAAAGUGACGGGCGUUGUGGUGGCCUCGCAGUUCACUUCAAUUAUCGUCUUCUGCUCGCUCGGUGAUUUGCGUUUCUCUCUCAGUUGGCCGCAUCUCCACCACCAAAUACAUCGCCACCAAAUCGGUUCUUCAUCUUUCUGAAACUCUCCUAUCUAAGAUUUGAUUUCUCUCCUCAAUCUGAAGAUUUAUGUUCUUGGCUUCUUUUCUCUGCUUUUAAGCACAGAAUGGGGUGUUUCAGUGAAGAAAAGCUCAGGUUUUGCAUUGAUAGAGGGGGUACAUUCACUGAUGUUUAUGCUGAGAUCCCUGGCCAGCCUGAUGGUCGAGUUCUGAAGCUUUUAUCUGUUGACCCAGCAAACUAUGAUGAUGCUCCAGUUGAAGGAAUUCGAAGAAUUCUUGAAGAAUACACAGGGGAAAAAAUCCCACGAACAUCAAAAAUCCCAACUGAUAAAAUACAGUGGAUUAGGAUGGGUACAACUGUGGCAACUAAUGCACUGCUGGAGAGGAAAGGUGAAAGGAUAGCUUUGUGUGUCACUCAAGGCUUUAAGGAUUUGCUGCAGAUUGGUAACCAAGCUCGACCAAACAUCUUUGACCUCACAGUAUCAAAACCAUCAAAUCUUUAUGAAGAGGUUAUAGAGGUUGAUGAGAGAGUUCGGCUUGUGCUUGAGGAUAAAGAAUGUGAAGAUCCUUCAUCUGUAUCUUGUGGAGUUUCUGGUGAGCUUGUUAGGGUUGUGAAGCCACUUGAUGAAGAAGCUCUGAAGUCUUCAUUAACACAGCUGCUGGAGCAAGGGAUUAGCUGUUUGGCUGUUGCAUUAAUGCAUUCAUACACCUAUCCAGAUCAUGAAAUUGCGGUUGAAAAGUUGGCUUUAGGAUUGGGUUUUAAACAUGUUUCUUUGUCUUCUGCCUUGACUCCUAUGAUUCGAGUUGUGCCACGGGGUUUAACAGCAUCUGUAGAUGCCCAUCUUACCCCAGUAAUUAAAGAGUAUUUAUCAGGGUUCAUAUCCAGAUUUGAUGAAGGACUAGGAAAGGUGAAUGUCUUAUUUAUGCAAUCGGAUGGAGGACUUGCACCAGAAAAUAGGUUUUCAGGGCACAAAGCAGUUUUGUCUGGUCCUGCAGGUGGAGUUGUAGGCUACUCACAGACUCUCUUUGAACAUGAAACAGACAAGCCUCUAAUUGGUUUUGACAUGGGUGGUACCUCAACUGAUGUAAGCCGUUAUGCUGGCAGUUAUGAACAAGUCCUUGAGACACAGAUCGCUGGUGCUAUUAUACAAGCACCUCAACUUGACAUAAACACUGUUGCUGCUGGUGGUGGAUCAAAGUUAAAGUUCCAGUUUGGAGCUUUCCAGGUAGGACCUGAAUCAGUGGGUGCGCACCCAGGUCCAGUCUGCUAUCGGAAAGGAGGGGAGCUGUCAGUUACAGAUGCAAACCUGAUUCUGGGGUUUGUGAUUCCUCAUUACUUCCCAUCCAUCUUUGGUCCCAAAGAAGACCAGCCCUUGGAUAUCAAGGCUACUAGAGAAGAAUUUGAGAAGCUUGCAGAACAAAUAAACUCCUUUAAACGGAGCCAGGAUCCACUUUCCAAAGACAUGACAGUGGAGGAGAUUGCAUUGGGAUUUGUAAGUGUAGCUAAUGAGACAAUGUGUCGUCCUAUACGGCAAUUAACUGAGAUGAAGGGCCAUGAAACAAAGAACCAUGCCCUUGCUUGCUUUGGUGGGGCUGGACCACAGCAUGCUUGUGCAAUAGCUAGGUCACUGGGUAUGAAAGAGGUUCUUAUUCACAGGUUCUGUGGGAUUUUAAGUGCUUAUGGCAUGGGAUUGGCAGAUGUUGUUGAAGAGGCACAGGAACCAUAUUCUGCUGUUUAUGGUCCAGAGUCUAUCAUGGAGGCCUCUCGCAGAGAAGCUCUGUUACUGAAGCAGGUGAACCAGAAGCUGCAAGGGCAAGGGUUUAAAGAGGAAAAUACCACAACAGAGACAUAUUUAAAUCUAAGAUAUGAGGGCACAGAUACAGCAAUCAUGGUAAAGAGACAAAUAACAGAAGAUGGAUCAGUAAGUGACUAUGCCACAGAAUUUGUUAAGCUGUUCCAGCAGGAGUACGGAUUUAAACUUCAAGAUAGGAAAAUUCUUAUAUGUGAUGUAAGAGUACGUGGUAUAGGUGUUACAAAUAUAUUGAAGCCACGGACCUUAGAACGAGCACUCAAUAUUCCUAAAGUUGAAGGCUAUGACAAGGUUUACUUUGGGAAUGGAUGGCAUGAGACACCAUUAUUCAAGCUUGAGAAUCUGGGCUAUGGGCAUGCCAUUGCUGGUCCUGCAAUCAUCAUGAAUGGAAACAGUACAGUAAUAGUAGAACCUAACUGUAAAUCUAUCAUUACUAAAUAUGGUAACAUUAAAAUUGAAAUUGAAUCUGCUUUAAGCACUGUGAAAGCUGCAGAAAAUGUUGCAGAUGUUGUGCAGCUUUCUAUCUUUAAUCAUAGGUUCAUGGGGAUAGCUGAACAAAUGGGACGAACCCUACAAAGAACUUCUAUAUCAACAAAUAUCAAGGAGCGACUGGAUUUCUCUUGUGCUCUUUUUGGUCCCGAUGGAGGACUAGUUGCCAAUGCACCCCAUGUCCCAGUGCAUUUGGGAGCUAUGUCUAGUACAGUUCGCUGGCAACUAAAUUACUGGGGUGAUAAUUUGCAUGAAGGAGAUGUUUUAGUGACCAAUCAUCCUUGUUCUGGAGGGAGCCAUCUUCCUGAUAUAACUGUGAUUACACCUGUAUUUGAUAACGGGGAACUGGUGUUUUUUGUGGCUAGUAGAGGCCAUCAUGCAGAGAUUGGAGGUAUUACACCUGGAAGCAUGCCGCCUUUUUCAAAGUCCAUAUGGGAGGAGGGAGCAGCCAUAAAAGCCUUUAAGCUUGUAGAUAGGGGAGUUUUUCAAGAAGAAGGAAUUAUCAAACUUCUUCAGUUCCCAUAUUCUGAUGAAUCAGCUCAGAAAAUCCCAGCAACACGCCGACUUCAAGAUAAUCUGUCAGAUCUUCGGGCACAAGUUGCUGCUAACCAGAGAGGAAUUUCCCUCAUCAAAGAGCUUAUUGAGCAGUAUGGUUUGGACACUGUCCAGGCAUACAUGAGCUAUGUUCAGCUCAAUGCAGAAGGAGCAGUGAGAGAGAUGCUUAAGUCUGUAGCUGCUAGAGUUUCCCCUCAGUCGGCAAAGCUUGGAGAGAGCAAUUGUAUAACUGUUGAAGAAGAGGAUUACAUGGAUGAUGGCUCUGUUAUUCAUCUCAAACUUACAAUUGAUCCUCAUAAAGGGGAAGCAGUUUUCGAUUUUAAUGGGACAAGUCCAGAAGUUUAUGGAAAUUGGAAUGCUCCAGAAGCAGUUACUGCUGCGGCAGUCAUAUACUGCAUUCGCUGUUUGGUGGACAUUGACAUUCCCCUCAAUCAAGGUUGUUUAGCUCCUGUCAAGAUUCAUAUUCCAGAAGGCUCACUCCUCUCUCCAAGUGAUAAGGCUGCUGUAGUGGGAGGAAAUGUUCUCACAUCUCAAAGAAUAACCGAUGUUGUACUUACUGCAUUUCAAGCAUGUGCAUGUUCCCAGGGUUGUAUGAAUAAUCUCACGUUUGGGAAUGAUAGUUUUGGAUAUUAUGAAACAAUUGGAGGUGGGAGUGGGGCUGGUCCCAGCUGGGAUGGAACUAGUGGAGUCCAAUGCCACAUGACAAAUACCCGAAUGACUGAUCCAGAGAUUUUUGAGCAAAGAUAUCCGGUUCUUUUGCAUAAGUUUGGGCUUAGAGAGAAUAGUGGAGGAUUGGGAUUUCAUAGAGGUGGUGAUGGAUUGGUAAGGGAGAUAGAGUUUGUGGGUCCAGUUAUAGUGAGUAUUCUAUCAGAGAGGCGAGUUCAUGCACCACGAGGAUUGAAUGGAGGAAAAAAUGGGGCCUGUGGAGCUAAUUACCUUAUCACAAAAGAUAGAGGAAGAAUCUACCUUGGAGGUAAGAAUACAGUGGAGGUGAAUGCAGGUGACGUUCUUCAGAUUUUAACACCGGGUGGUGGGGGAUGGGGUUCUCUUUGAUUCUUUAUUAACAGUUUGUAGCAAAAGCAAUAGAACAAUGAAUGUUAUUUUUUGCUGUGGUUAAAGCUGUCAUACGGUCAAUUGACUUUAUGGAACUGUGGAUCUCAAUAUCUGGAAUAUUUGAUUUUUGUGUCAGCUUUGAAGAGAGGUCUUACAACUGACUCAACGGAGUUCAUUUAAUCUGACUUAUGCCAAGCAACUUUGGCAUUGUUUUUCCAUUAUUGUUUAAUAAUCUCUCUCUCCAUCCAUGACGAGAAAGAAUGUUGGUUUAAUUGGGGAUUGAAAAGGAUGAGGGAUAGCAAUUCACCCUUUUUGUGAUACAACAUGGAAAGAAGUCAACAUGAGUUUCUCCUCCAUGAUAAAACAGGUGCCUUCUGUGCCUACUUGCUGUUUUUUACUUCGUAGUCUGCUUUGGCAUAUUACCAUUGGAUACAAAAUAAGCAUAAAGUUUCUGAACCAUUGAAUUAAAAAGAGAGAUUCUCCUCCUUUCUCCAUGAUUUAAAGCAAACAGAGAGGCUAUCAAUUUUUUUUCUCCCUGCAAAGAUGAAGCUUCUUGCUGUGCACCGCCAGUAGCUGAGAGUCAAAAACUUUAUACUUUUGGAGGGAGAAUUCCAUGAAAUGUAAGAGCUUUAUGAGCAUUGUCUUUUAUUCAAAUGUUAAAGUGCUCUGCGUUAUAUAAAUUUAGUUUAUUAGGGCUUAGCACACUGGGUUAUUGAUUGUGUUCUGGGUUAAAGAUUCUUAAUUUUUGAGACCUAAAAUGCAUUUAUUUUUA
This is a messenger RNA of Carica papaya (papaya), 4827 nucleotides long. RefSeq names its product oxoprolinase 1 (gene OXP1). The record is from RefSeq and is a predicted model, not a curated record. Gene Ontology annotation, molecular function: 5-oxoprolinase (ATP-hydrolyzing) activity. Gene Ontology annotation, biological process: glutathione metabolic process. Gene Ontology annotation, cellular component: cytosol. NCBI's taxonomy places the organism in Eukaryota, Viridiplantae, Streptophyta, Magnoliopsida, Brassicales, Caricaceae.